Fusarium vanettenii 77-13-4 is the source of this 1518-nucleotide messenger RNA. RefSeq lists its product as uncharacterized. Gene Ontology annotation, biological process: transmembrane transport; carbohydrate transport. The transcript is spliced from 3 exons. Bases 1 to 1518 code for a protein of 505 amino acids. Gene Ontology annotation, molecular function: carbohydrate:proton symporter activity. The record is from RefSeq and is a predicted model, not a curated record. Gene Ontology annotation, cellular component: membrane. Lineage: Eukaryota; Fungi; Ascomycota; Sordariomycetes; Hypocreales; Nectriaceae.
AUGUGGAUUACUCGACUUGAAGGCCGUGCCCUUACAGCCGGCAUUACCAUCACAUGUGGAACUGCUUUCAUGCUAUUUGGUUUUGAUCAAGGAGUGUUUGGGGGCCUUCUUGGUCUCCCAUUAUUUCAGUCAACCUUUGGAUACCCAUCACCCAUGAUCCAGGGGCAAAUUGUGUCAACCUACGACAUCGGAUGCAUUCUCGGAGCCCUGAUGACCAUCUUUGUCGGCGACAUCAUUGGUAGGCGCAGAACCAUAUCACUGGCCUGCAUCUUUGUCGUCUUUGGCGGUAUACUACAGUCAUCGUCGUACUCGCUCCCCCAGAUGAUAGUUGGGCGAAUUGUUGCUGGCCUGGGCAUUGGAAUGAACUCGGUUGCUGUGCCAAUGUGGCAGAGCGAGACAUGCAAGGCCGAGCAUCGAGGCAAGCUCAUCGCUCUUCAGCUGGUACUCGUCAUUGGCGGAAUUGCCCUCUCCAACUGGAUGAAUCUUGGGUUCUCUUACGUGGCUGACAAUCAUGUCAGCUGGAGAUUUCCACUUGCAUUCCAAUCUGUCAUCGCCCUCGUUGCCAUCGCCCUUGUUGCUUGCAUGCCCGAGUCCCCUCGUUGGCUGUGCACCAAAGACAGGCACGCCGAAGCACAAGAAAUCAUUGGACGUCUGAUGGCAAAGCCAACCAACGAUGAGGCUGUCGUUGAGUUUCUCCAGCGGGUUAUCUCGUCGAUUUCUCAUGAACGAGAGCUUGCCAGGGUCGGUUGGCGAGACAUCUUCACCAACGGUGAGCAGCAGAACUUCCGCCGAAUCGCUCUCGGCGCUGGAACGUCAAUCAUGCAGCAAAUGGGAGGCAUCAACGUGGUGGUUUAUUACAUGCCAGUCAUUCUAACUACUUCUUUUGGCUUCGACAGUCGUCAGGCUCUCAUUCUCUCGGCAUGCGACUUCAUGUCGUUGAUGGUUUGGGGAGGCGUGGCCAUGCUUGUCAUUGAUAAAUGGGGACGUAAGAAGCUCAUGCUCAUAGGUGCCUUGGCCCAAGGAAUUUGUUUCGCCAUUGCUUCGGCGGGAUUGGCGGUUGGCACGAAACCGUCGCAGGCCAUUGCGGUCACAGCCAUCUUCCUCUACCAUGUCUUUUUUGGCCUUUCAUUUUUAUCGAUUCCUUUCUGCUAUCCCUCCGAGAUAAAUAGCCAGCGUAUGCGGAACGUUGGCAGCUCUGUUGCCAUGAUAGCAAACUGGGCUUUUGUCUAUGUCAUUGUGCUUGUCACUCCUAUUGGUAUUGACAACAUCGGUUGGAAGUUCUAUGUCAUCUUUGCCGUUACCAAUAUCACUUGGUUGCCCUUCAUCUGGUACUUCUACAUUGAGACUUCCGGGCUAUCCCUGGAAGAGAUUGACAGACUCUUCGAGAUCAAGUACAAGGCCGAACAGCCUAUUUCCUGGAAGGAGGCGACGCGCCUAGCUAAGGAGGGGGUUUUAAGCAGCAGCUCGCACAGCCAUCAGAAGAGACUGGAAGAUGCGACCGUGGUGCAUUAUGAAUGA